AUGAAACUGUUCAUGGAGGAGAAGGACAAGGACUAUCCUGAGCUCUCGGACCUCAAGUGGAUUAUGGAUCUUGCCUUUUUGGUCGACAUGCUGUGUCACUUGGACAGACUGAACCUGAGCCUGCAGGUGUGGAGACGCCUUCAACACGUCACCAGCUACAGGAGACCAUCCCCCCCUGCUGAGGCUAACAGAGACCUGGCCAACAACCUCAACUCCUUCUACUGCCGGUUUGAGAGGGACACAUUCACACCCCUCCCCCUCCACAGCCCACCUCUCACCCACAACACAACCACACCAACAACCGCUGUCACACCUCAGACUGCACCCCAAACUGCCCCCGUCACACUCACAGUGCGUGAAGAGGAAGUGAGCUGCCUCUUCCAGAGGCAGAACAUCAGGAAAGCUCCAGGCCCAGACGGAGUGUCCCCCUCCUGUCUGAAAGCCUGUGCUGACCAGCUGGCUCCAGUCUGCACCAGGACCUUGAACAGGUCCCUGGAGCAAUGUGAAGUCCCCUCUACCUUCAGACGUUCCACAGUCAUACUGGUUCCCAAGAAAUCCUCCAUCACAGGACUGAACGACUACAGACCAGUGGCUCUGACAUCUGUGGUCAUGAAGUCGUUGGACAGACUGGUGCUGAGGUCCAUAGUAGGUCCUCUGCUGGACCCCCUGCAGUUUGCCUAUCGGGCAAACAGGUCAGCGGAUGAUCCAGUCAAUCUGGGGCUGCACUACAUCCUGCAACAUCUAGAGGGCCCUGGGAGUUACGUAAGGAUCCUGUUCAUGGACUUCAGCUCGGCUUUCAACACCAUCAUCCCUGGAAUCCUCUCCACCAAACUCUCCCUCCUCAGCAGCAGCCCUGUGUCAGCUGUAGAGUCCUUCAAGCUCCUGGGGACAACAGUCACCCAGGACCUGAAGUGGGAGAAGAACAUCCACUGCAUCCUCAAAAAGGCUCAGCAGAGGAUGUACUUCCUGCGACAGCUGAGGAGACACGGCCUGCCACAGGAGCUGUUGAUUCAGUUCUACACCGCCGUCAUCGAAGCUGUCCUGCUGGUGCAGUGUAGUAACCCUGGAAUCUCAGCUGUUCCCAUUAAUGUCCCAGCUGACACAGUCAAACUCCGACUGGAGAAGACACUGAUCACCAAGGUGCCCCGGGCAGCAUUCUAUAACCUUUCAGAGCUGCGAUUCUUAUGGCUGAACUACAACUCAAUAACAUCAAUCCACCCAAGCAGCUUUGUCAACCUAAAGGCCAUACGAGAGCUACGUCUUGAUGGGAAUCUCUUGACAUCUUUCCCCUGGGAGGGGCUCAGAGACAUGCCCCUCCUCCAGACUUUGGGUCUCCACAACAACCGUUUGUCCAACCUUCCUGCCCAUGCUUCUCUCUUUCUCCCCAAUAUCACCUACCUUGACCUGUCUAGCAACAGGACAACAAGGAGGACAAGUCUCCAUGACAACCCCUGGUUGUGUGACUGCCAAAUCUCCAUGCUGAUGUCCUUGUCCAUGUCGCUGGGAAGUCCAGUAGUUCUUGUGGACAAGUUGCUGAUGUGCAGCAGGUCUCUGGGUCAGUUGGGAAUGCUGCUGACCCAGGCUGAGUUGUCCCGCUGUAUGAGGCCCUCAGUCCAGCCUGCAGCCACCAGGGUUAUCUCUCCACUGGGCAGCAACGUAAUCCUUCGCUGUGAUGCCACUGGCUACCCAACACCAACGCUGACGUGGAUAAAAACUGCAGCCUACACUGUUCUGCAGGAAUCUCCUCGAGUUGGAGUUCGCUGGUCAAUAAUCAGCCUGAAUGGUUUAUCAUACAAGGAUGCCGGUGAAUAUCGCUGCCAGGCACGGAACAUGGCAGGGAUAUCUGAAGCCCCAAUUAAACUGAAGGUUAUGGGAGUCACAAGAUUGUCCUUUUCAAAGAAGAAGUCCCUCAAGACUUCAUCAAGAUCAUCAUCAAAACAUAAGAAGCCAUACCAGGACCCAGCUGCUACCAUCACCCCCUCAGUGAAGGAGAAUCAGAUAAACACACCACUAUUCAAUAACAAGGCCCAAAAAGCUGACAAUCUGUCCAAGGUGUUUAAACUAGACAAGGAUGUUAAACUGCGCAAAAUGAAUGUAACAGGUGCCAAGGAAAAGACCAAGACUACAGUCAAGUCUAUGCUUGAGUUCUAUGGCAACUCUUCAAAUACUUAG
This is a messenger RNA of Stegastes partitus (bicolor damselfish), 2172 nucleotides long. The record is from RefSeq and is a predicted model, not a curated record. NCBI's taxonomy places the organism in Eukaryota, Metazoa, Chordata, Actinopteri, Pomacentridae.